This is a messenger RNA of Plutella xylostella (diamondback moth), 1967 nucleotides long. RefSeq names its product splicing regulatory protein 54 (gene Srp54). The record is from RefSeq and is a predicted model, not a curated record. Gene Ontology annotation, cellular component: nucleoplasm. NCBI's taxonomy places the organism in Eukaryota, Metazoa, Arthropoda, Insecta, Lepidoptera, Plutellidae. Gene Ontology annotation, molecular function: RNA binding.
AAUAAUUUGAUGCUUUGCGGCAUGCAUGCGUAAAAUUAAGUUAAUAAAAAGAGUUUUGCGACAAAAUGUAACUUUUUUAUGAUAUCGAGUGAAAUUAACAUACUUAAUUUAAUAACACGAAGCAAGAACCAUAAGCCGCCACAAUGGUUUCCAGCAGCACCCGGGUGAUACAAGUCACCAACAUCGCUCCUCAAGCUACCAAGGAUCAAAUGCAGACCCUUUUCGGUUAUUUGGGUAAAAUAGACGAUAUCAGGUUGUACCCGACGAUCCGGGAUGUGUCGUGCCCGGUACAAUCGCGUAUAUGCUACGUGAAAUACUAUGAUUCCUCGACUGUGGCCGUGGCUCAACACAUGACGAACACGGUGUUCAUAGACCGUGCUCUGAUCGUGAUCCCGAUGCAGUCGGGGGAGAUACCCGACGAGCACAAGGCGCUGGAGAUGUCCAGCAACGGCACGCUGGUCCCGGGGCUCAGCACGGGCGAGCCCCGCCUGCCGCCGCACGUCGUCAACGCGCUGGAAGGAGUGCCCCCGAACCAGGUCAUUCAAACACAUGACCCUAAGAUCACAGCCGCAGCAUUACCCCCCUACCCGCCCCUGCCGGCCGCAUACGACGCCAGGAAGGUGGAGGAGAUCCGACGCACUGUCCUCGUCAUCGAUGUUGGCCACCUGACACACCAGCAGUUGAUUGACCACUUCUCCCAAGCUGGGGAGGUCAAGUAUCUACGCUUCUGUGAGAGAGACAGUGAUAAACUUAGAUAUGCAUUGAUUGAAAUGAUGGAACAUGAAUCCUUGAUCAAAGCAUUGCAGUUGAAUGACAGUGUUAUUGAUGGACAAGCUGUUAAGGUGCACCAUGCAACUCAAGCUAUUUCUAAACCUCAAACCAAGAGCAAUGAAGCAGCUCAGCGGGAGAUUGAAGAAGCCAUGUUCCGUGUGAAGGAAGCACAGAACUUGAUCUCUGCGGCCAUUGACCCCGUGAUAGGAUUGCUCUCCAAGGAUAAGAGGAGAACCCGAUCUCGCUCGCGCUCCCGGCGUCGCUCGCGGUCUCGGUCGCGGCGCUCGCGCUCGCGCCACCGCAGCAAGCGCUCCCGCUCGCGCUCGCGACACCGCUCUAGGAGGUCUCGCUCCCGGUCCAGACACCGCCAUCGCUCUAGUAGGUCGCGCUCGCGCCACCGCAGCUCGCGGCGCUCCCGCUCGCGCUCGCGCCACCGCUCCUCCCGCUCCAAGCGAGACCGCUCCCGCGACCGCAAGGACAAGAAGGAACCCCUAGACAAGGACAAGAAAGAAAAAUCCAAAUCCCCGACCAAAGAGUCCAUCGAAAAAGACGAAAAGGAAAUGAAGAUUGAUGCGGAGACCACUGAAGCUCCUGAAGUAGAGGAUAAAUCUAAAGCGUCAUCUCCAGUUGAAGACGGGAAGGUAGACGCCGAGAGCAAGGAAAAGUCUCCAGUCAAGAAAGACCGGUCCAGAUCUAGGGAGAAGUCCAGGAAGCGCGACAGGUCCAGGUCGAGGCGCCGGUCGCGGUCUCGCUCGCGGAAGAAGCGCUCUCGCUCCCGCAAGCGCUCCAGGUCUAGGAAGCGAUCCCGCUCCAGGGACAGAAAGAGAUCUCGCUCUAGGAAGAGGAGUCGCUCCCGUGACCGGAAGAGAUCCAGGUCUAAAGACAGGAAGCGCACCAGGUCGCGGGACAGGAAAAGGUCGCGCUCCAGGGAUCGCAAGCGCUCCUCUAGGUCCGGAAGCAGAGCAUCUAAGAGUCGCAGAGAAAGCAAGACCCCACACGAGGCGCGAUCCAGAGAGCUCAGCCCCAACCUCUCAGUGGUGCAAGAAGAAAACAGCAUUCUGGAUAAAGCACCCGAUUUGAAUGACGAAAAGAAUUCUCCGGAUAACAUGGACAUUUCUAACUCUCCAUAGAUUCAUUUUAAGUGCUGAUUAAUCUGUGUUGGUUUGAGCAAAUACAAAGUGUUCCACUUUCUUACA